AGAAGUCCAUGGCUCAGGCAAUUCUGGACAAAUCGAUCUUGUCCGGGGCCAAUCUGAGUCAGACACUUUGUAGUUUCAGGCAGCCCAUUGCCACGCAGCAUGUUGGGACAGCCAUCGAAGUCGCAGACCGCCUCAAGCUGAUCUACAGGAGCUCCCGAGAUAGCAGGCUCUGGUAACGAUGGUUGGUUUUCAGGCGCGAUAAUUUUCUUCAGCUUUCCGAUGCUGGCAGGCUUCUGAUGCUUGCCAGCAGUCUUGAUGACUGUUUCUGGAAUUGCAAUCAACAAUGGUUUAUUUUUCUUGUCGCAUCAGCUGCAGUUUGCUUUUAUACUUGCUGGCUUUGCUGGUUUCAUGACGUAUGUUCUGCAAAGGGGCCAGACGCGAUUGUCAUGCUGGGUAGUUGUCGCAGGUGUUUGCAUUUGCUUAGAUCCACUUCGCCACGUUGUGUACGACUCCCAGUUCAACCCAGCACAGUGCGGCCCAUCUGGAUCAUUGAUGAGCAGCGAUCAGUUCUACGCACUCGGACCCUUCUGCCACGCGGGGCAAGUGCUCGGUACAGUUCUACUGCUAGUCAUAGCAGUCCGCACUAAAUUACCAUCGUCGAUGGCAUGCUUUCUGGGUGACAGCGCGGAAGAAAAAGAUCAAUAGAGGUUCCAUCGAUUCAGGCAGUUGGGCGGAAACACGACACGGAGUCGCCACGGUAAUUAUAGCAAGGAUUCUUGAAGGAACGCGGGUAUAAUACGGUCCUUGGCAAAUCUAUACACGCAUCGCCCCAGACCUAUGAUGACAGCGCGCGACAGUCGAUUCCCGAUCAUAUGCCGUGGCUUGAAAUGAGGUCUCAGCGACGCGGUCUGGCCACGCUUAGUUGUACAGAUCUCGCUCCUCGAGUUUUCCUUGCAGAGAUGCUGGUUCCUACCAUCUUCUUUGCGUCGCCCCAUCGCCGUCCUCUUUCCUCAUCAUCCUUGGGUCGUCGUUCUACGCUCUUCCCUCUCCUAGGUCGGCUGAGCUUUCUGCUGCGGUCCACCCGACGUCCAGUGCACGACAGUUGCCGCGGUGGUUUUUUUUUCUGCUCCGCCAACUCGUCCUCGCCAUUGUCCUCCGUCCCCUCCUCCCUGGCCCUCCUCGCUGGCCGGCUCCAUCGUGGCAGAGCCCACCCACCCCCAUCGGCUUGGACACCGCCAGCGUUCGCGCCCGAGGCUCAGGAGAGUGCCGCCGCGCGGCCCGGGAGGCAGGCCCGGUCGACGCGCGUGCCUCUCUCCGCCGGACGACGGGGCACCGCCGACAAAAGCCUUGCAGGGCUGGGCCUGCACGCUGUCCUGCAGGGCUUCGGCUGUGUGUUGCUGUUCGUCUUGGCAGGGAGGCGGAGGAGGAACACAGGUCGAGCAAAACGGAUUCCACAACGAGCACAGCACGAAGCACAGCGUUCUAGGUCCAGGUCCAGCCCUGCAGAAUUGGGUGACUGUCCAGGCGGCGGCGAUCCGUUCAGAGGGCGAGCGCCGUCCACCCUGCAGAGGCCGCCGCCGCCCACUCCGAGGGGCACUUUGCUUCUGGGCGUCCGUCCGCGUUGUACGACCUUCCCGCAUCGCGCGUGCCGGAGAGCGAGUCUGCGGGACGCCGGCCGAGGUGGUUGGAGGAAGGCGGGGCGACAUCCA
Prorocentrum cordatum is the source of this 1649-nucleotide messenger RNA. The record is from the annotation of a GenBank genome assembly. NCBI's taxonomy places the organism in Eukaryota, Dinophyceae, Prorocentrales, Prorocentraceae.